Striga asiatica is the source of this 1410-nucleotide messenger RNA. The record is from the annotation of a GenBank genome assembly. Lineage: Eukaryota; Viridiplantae; Streptophyta; Magnoliopsida; Lamiales; Orobanchaceae.
AUGCAGGGCCUGGUCAUACUCGCGGUGCAAGCACACUCGAGCUCGCUAAAGCCCCCGAGAUGCGACCCCACCGGCCUGUGUGAGAAGGUCCACGGCCCGAAAGCUGCAAUGUUGUUCGUGGGCCUGUAUCUCGUGGCCCUAGGCGUGGGGGGCAUCAAGGGCUCGUUGCCGGCCCACGGUGCAGAGCAGUUGGACGAGAGCACCCCGCUCGGGCGGAAGCAGAGGUCGACUUUCUUCAACUAUUUUGUGUUCUCCCUCUCGGUAGGGGCCCUCAUUGCCGUGACCCUAGUCGUGUGGAUCGAGGACAACAAGGGAUGGGAGUGGGGUUUCGGGAUCUCGACUCUGGCAAUACUUCUGUCGAUUCCAGUUUUUCUUGCGGGAUCCGCUUUUUACAGGAACAAGGUUCCGCUCGGGAGCCCACUCACGACGAUAUGCAAGGUCCUCUUCGCCUCGUUGCUAAACACGUGCACGCCGCAAAGCAUGCCGGGAAGCACGAGCAACGCCAUCGCCAACAUGUCCGCCAGCCCGUCCCCUCUAGUCCCCACCGAGCAAAUCCAGUCCGACAAGCCCGACGAGAACGCGCAAUAUUCCCCGUCCGAGAGCCUCCGUUUCCUCAACCGCGCCGUGACCAACAACCCCGCCCUCCCGUUCCUCAAGUGCUCGGUCAAGGACCUCGAGGAGGUCAAAAUCGUCCUCAAAAUCCUCCCGACCUUCGCGUGCACCAUCAUCCUCAACACGUGCCUCGCCCAGCUCUCGACUUUCUCCGUCCAGCAAGCCGCCACCAUGGACACGAGGCUCGGUUCCAUGAAAGUCCCGCCCGCCUCACUCCCCGUCUUCCCCGUCGUCUUCAUCAUGAUCCUCGCCCCACUAUACGACCACGUCAUAAUCCCGUUCGCCCGGCGGGCCACCAAGUCCGAGACAGGGGUGACCCACCUCCGGCGAAUCGGGAUCGGGCUAUUCCUCUCGGCAUUCGCGAUGGCCGUGGCCGCGCUCGUCGAGGCAAAGAGGAAACGGGUCGCGGGCCGGGCCAGGGCCGGGCCCGGCCCGUUACCGAUCACGUUCUUCUGGAUCGCGCUCCAAUACGUGUUCUUGGGGUCGGCGGACCUUUUCACGUUGGCGGGCCUGCUCGAGUUUUUCUUCACGGAGGCCCCGUUCGGGAUGAGGUCGUUGGCGACGUCGCUUUCGUUUGCGAGCUUGGCGGUCGGGUAUUAUAUGAGCACGGUGAUUGUGUCGGUGGUGAAUAGGGUGACGGGCGGGUCGGGGCACGGGGCGUGGCUGUCGGGGGCGAACUUGAACGAGUACCGAUUGGAGAGAUUCUAUUGGCUGAUGUGCGGGCUUAGCGGGCUCAACUUCUUGAACUAUCUGUUUUGGGCCUCCAAGUAUAAGUAUAGAGGGAUGGGGUCGAGCUAA